AGUUUGGUCCCACCACUCUCAGGAGAGAAGAGAGAGCAGAAGUCUGUUAUGGCCAACUGACAGGGACUACAUGGGACAGCCCACUCCAGGGAGCAUCUGAUGGGAUUAUAACACUCUUUCUAGCUUACUUUUUUUUUUCCUCCCCUCACUAAGAAUAACUUUGCUCAGUCUGUUGGUGGUGCAGCAUCACAGAGGCAACCCUGUGUGCAACAGGACAGCUUUGUGUCAAGUUUGUUGGAUUUUUAAAGACAGAAAAUACCACUGUUGAGGAAUUUGUUUUGCACUUCAUUUGGAAGAAUUCAAGCUUUCUAUUUCCCAUUUAGGAGUACAGGGAGGGGAAAAACUGCGACAGAAGCGUUUAUCUUGGCACGUCUGUGGUGAGCUGAAAGGAGAACGAGUGAGGAAGUAGUCCCAGAUGAACACUGACAGCUGACACCAUCCUCAGUUUUACUUGAUUUGAUUCGGCCCCAUGUUUUGCACUGUCAGUGAGAUCAUAUGCUAACUGGCCUCUAACAGCCAAGACUCUUUGCCUUUUUAGGCUCUUCACACACACUCAUGCGCUUUGCUGAACCUUUUUGAUUCUUCCUUUCCCACAAAAACAAACGGACAUAUCCUUAACCCUGGGACCAAAAGCUAACCUGUAAAUUGAAUUUCCAGUUUGAUGCACCUUGUUUCCUCACUGAGCUGCAAGUGAAUCGCUUCCAGCCAAUAACUUUUUUUCUUAUAAAUACAGAGAAUACUCAGCAGGCCUGACGUACUGUUACCCUCACUUUCAUUCUUGCUUCAGCUGAUGAGGCUCUUGUGUUUUGCAUAUUGGUGUUGUUUUACGUUUGUCAUCCUUGGACCUGUUUUUCCUGCUGCGUGUUGUCAGAUGGACCCUUAACUUGUGACCACAGGCAACAGGCAACAUAAAGGAAUUUGGUCUGCUCUUCUUUCUGAUUCAUGACAGCAUGGAGGUUUUGGUCGCCCCACAGAAGUUCACUUUGUUUAUCCUUCGCCUCCCAGAGCUGCUAUUCUGAUGCCUCUGUGAACUCUACCUGACUCUUUUUGAACCUCCUGAUAAGAUGAUGAACAAAGACUCCCGCUUUUCAAGGAAGAUGCACGGCAACUUCUCCACGCGCAGGCACUCGUGCAUUGGUUUUGAUGUGGAAAAUGGAUUGUCAGUGGGCCGCAGCCCCCUGGACCCCCAGGCCAGCCCUGGCUCUGGUCUGGUCUUACAGGCCAACUUUCCUCACAGCCAGCGGCGGGAAUCCUUCCUCUACCGCUCCGACUCUGACUUUGACCUUUCACCCAAAGGUCCCUCCAGAAACUCCUCCACUGCCAGCGACCUGGAAGAAAGCUUGAAGCACUGGGAAGUCAACUGGUUGUCAUCUCGACAUACAGAAGACAUGAUCGUCACACCAUUUGCACAGGUCCUUGCCAGCCUGAGGACAGUCCGAAGUAACUUUGCCGUGAUAACCGGCCAGCAAGAUCGCACAGCCAGCAAGACGCGAUCCUCAGGCAGCAACCCACCAUCCAUGUGCAAGACCAGUCUCGCAGAGGAGCCUCACCAGCAGCUGGCCAUAGAGACUCUAGAUGAGCUGGACUGGUGUCUGGAACAACUAGAGACGCUGAAAACUCGACACUCUGUCAGCGAGAUGGCUUCCAACAAGUUCAAGAGGAUGCUGAACCGAGAGCUCACUCAGCUGUCAGAAACGAGCCGUUCAGGGAACCAGGUGUCUGAGUUCAUCGCUAACACCUUCCUCGAGAAGCAACAUGACAUGGACAUCAUGUCCCCACCCAACAAGGAGAAGGACAAGAAGAAGCGGCCCAUGUCCCAGAUCAGCGGUGUGAAGAAGCCCACGCACAGCCCCAGCCUCGCCCCCUCCACCAUCCCUCGCUUUGGGGUCAACGCCAGCCAGGAAGGACUCUUAGGAAAGGAACUGGAGGAUAUAAACAGAUGGGGUAUUGACAUUUUCAAGGUCUCCGAGUAUUCUGGGAAUCGCCCACUGACAGUCACCAUGUACACCAUCUUCCAGGAACGUGAGCUGAUGAAGUCCUUUAAGAUUCCAGCGGACACUUUCAUUACCUUCAUGAUGACUUUGGAGGAUCAUUACCAUGCCGACGUGGCCUACCACAACAACAUUCAUGCUGCAGACGUCGUCCAGUCCACACAUGUCUUACUGUCCACACCUGCUCUAGAGGCUGUGUUUACUGACCUGGAGAUCCUCGCCGCUCUCUUUGCAAGCGCCAUCCAUGAUGUGGAUCACCCUGGCGUUUCCAAUCAGUUUCUCAUCAACACCAACUCAGAGUUGGCCCUGAUGUACAAUGACUCUUCGGUGCUGGAGAAUCACCACCUCGCUGUUGGCUUUAAGCUUCUGCAGGAGGAUAACUGUGACAUCUUUCAGAACCUCAGCAAAAAGCAGAGGCAGUCGCUGCGCAAAAUGGUCAUUGAUAUGGUGCUGGCUACAGAUAUGUCUAAACACAUGAACCUACUGGCAGACUUGAAAACCAUGGUGGAGACAAAGAAAGUCACCAGUCUAGGAGUCCUGCUGCUGGACAACUACUCAGACCGCAUUCAGGUUCUUCAGAACAUGGUGCACUGCGCAGAUCUGAGCAACCCCACCAAGCCUCUGGAGCUGUACCGGCAGUGGACAGACCGCAUCAUGGUGGAGUUUUUCACCCAGGGGGACAGGGAGAGAGACAAGGGCAUGGAGAUCAGCCCCAUGUGUGACAAACAUAACGCCUCAAUAGAGAAGAACCAGGUGGGUUUCAUUGACUACAUUGUUCAUCCUCUGUGGGAGACGUGGGCCGACCUUGUCCACCCAGAUGCUCAGGAGAUCCUGGACACACUGGAGGAUAACAGAGAGUGGUACCAGAGCAUGAUCCCCCACAGCCCCUCACCACACCCAGAGGGUCAGGAGGAGGGAGCCCAUGCCGGGGAAUCCACAGCACUCGGCGGAGGCAGCGGCUCCAUCUCAGCCGACAAGUUCCAGUUUGAGCUGACUUUGGAGGAAGAAGGAGAGUCGGAUACGGAGAGUCCACCUGAGGAAGAGGAGGGCUACAGUGGCAGUAGGGGAUCUGAAUUCUCCAGAACUGAUUCUGCUGCUACGACUCACAUGCUCACCAAAAGGCUCACUACUGAAUCGGGCAGGACGUUUUCUUUAGACUCUGAUAAAGAUAUGGCAGAAGACAGAGAGACAGAGCAGGAAGACGUCUCUGGGGUGCCACGCUUCAGACUUGGAAUAUAGCACCAGUCAAAAGUUUAGUUUCUUUUGGCCUUUUUUUGUUUAUUAUUCUUGAUUUCGGUGCCUCAUCCUCUGUCACUCCCUUUCUCCCACUCCAACCAAACACCUCUGGUUUCUGCGGACAGGGUGACAGCAAGCCUCUGGGGUGGGGACUGUGGGAGUGCGAGUGGGUGUGGGGGGGUGUUAAGAAAGUCUGCAGUUUUACACAGCAGUCACUUGCACUGGAGAGAGACAGAUAGACUGAGUCACUUCUAAUAGAGGACAGGAAACCAAGUUUCUGACCGGUCCUUUGUGUUCUGUGUCUUUCUGUCAGAAAUACUGUGGAUGAAGUUCUGCAGAGACAAUGAGAAGUUUAAAAACAAACUUCCCCUUUACCAGCCAACCCAAGGUCUACUACAACAAAUGACAGAACUGUCUUCCUCUUUUGUGAAGAAAGCGAGGAAGUGAUGAAUGAGCGUGAAAGCAGGACAACGUCUUGUGAGACAUCUUGCCAAACUUGCGAUUUACAGGGACAAUGCUGUUUUGCCUGCCUUUUUAGUUUUGUUUGUUUAUUUUGUUGUCUGUUAUUUAGGUCCAUAUGCAGUGAAAAUGAAGACACAGUUAAAAGCAGACUUCAGAGCAGUGUAAGCUAAUUAAAGGCAGAAAGGAGCUAUGCAUGAUUUUAUGCAGGAAAGCUUAAAUGUAGCAGACUUUUUGAGUGACUCUAUCGUUGUUAUUGUAGCACUCCUUGCAGCUGGUGUUGCACAGCCCAUUUAAUUGUGCUCAGCAAGCAGUAAUCUUGUAAGGAAUAUGAUUAUAAUGAAGUGGCUGGUAGUACAUAUUAUUUUCAGAUGCUCUGUUGUUGCAGGCUUUCCAUUUUUAUAAUCCUAAACUAUGAUAUUGUCAGCGACAAAACUGAGCCAGGGUCAGUGUAGUGGUAUACAGUCGAGGAGUUGCAUCCAAAGCAUUGUGGGCUGUGCACAUGGUGCCUCCCAGUGGUGACAAGAGGAACUGAAGCUCUGGCAUCGGAGGCAGAUAAUUUGCAAGUUUUUUGCAUAGGCCUUUAUGGAAAAUACAUUCAAAUUAACUCUAGGAGUGCCCGAAAUAUCAGUUAUGUUUCAGUUUUGUUGCUCUUUUGAUUUUUUUUUUCUAAAUUUAAAGUCACUAUUUUUUGCGUUCUUUAUAUUUGGCACCAAUUGUUAUCAGUUUGCCUUCAAGUUUAGCACUUUACAGGUUGGUUCAUGGCUGGCCCUCAUCGUGGUUUUUAAGGGCUCGAGCCACAACAUGAACACAAUGACUGCAGAACAGUUUGUCAGUGGCUGUCAAGCAACCAGCACAGGCAUCAUGCAAAACUAAACACUACAGUACAGCUAUGAAUGCAUUAAACUAUCCAUUCAAAUCCAUUAAUACAUACGUACUCUUUGGUAGCAUCCAUUUGCAUAAAUAACUAGACUGAUAAGGGCAGUGUGUUAGAGGCAUAGGGUUGUAAAGAAGGAUGUUAGCAUCAUUGUAACUGUAAAAAAAAAAAAAUAAUCCAGGAGACAGUUUCCUGUGCCAGAAUUUUUUUUCAUCCUUUUUUCUCUCACUGAUCAAUACUUCGCUCUUCACAGGGACAUAGUCAAUGACAAAACAAGUGCCAAGCAAGCAUGACACAACCCGUACUGUAAUUUCCAUUUUGCCACUGGCUACUUUCCAUCAGUGACUGAUAAAGUUGGUUGAUUGUAGCACCCCGUGUGCCAAUCUGACCCUAGUGUCUCUGCUCCUUUUUUAUCUAACUCCUGUUCAAACAGUAACUGAAACUGAUAUUGUCUUAAACAAAAAAGGUGAUGUGUUGUGCGUUGUUGUGCGUGAGUGAAUGAGUGGGUUUUGAUGUAUUUGCUAAGAAGAAACCAAAGCACUUUGUACGGUACUUUUACAGUUCUGCACUUCCAGUACAGUUGAACAUGUAUAACGUGACUGUUUCACUGUUUUUCUGUUGGCAAACGGCCUGGUGGUUGAGUUGAAUUGCACGGGCUGCACCACUACAGCUCUUAAAGGUCGGAUGUUGGAGGGACUGAAGUUGUUAUUUUUUUGUUCUUUUUAUAAUUGACUGUACAAACAAGAUGUGUUUUGUUGAAAUGCAUGACAUUGGCUGCAGGAUUUGAAGAAGAUUAUAUAGAGAACUUAAGAAAUUUAGCCUGUGGAGAAACUUGUUUUGUUUUAUUACCAUGAAACAGAGUAAAUCAUGUUUUAAUGUGUGAACAGAUUUUUUUUUUUUUGACGCCUUAUUUUCAAACUGUAUUUUCUGGUCAUAGAUGUGUCUGCUGACAUGCUGGAGUAAAACAUGUGCAAUCCUUUCCGUAGCCAUAAACCGCACCAACCAGACCAACACUCAAGGAUGCCUUCAACACUAAGGACUAUUUAACAGCAGCCUAACCAGCACAACAUGCGAAGAUUCAGUCUGUCUCUCUGCGUGUCACUAAUUAUUUGAUUUUGUACAUUUUCCUCACAAUGCUUCAUGUACAGUUUAUUUAUUAUUUCUAUAUUAUCUGUCAGAAACGAUGGAACAGUAGACUUUUUUUAGUCUGAGGUCUAGUACUUAUGUGUAGCUCGACGUGUGACAAAGUCGCACAGGACAGAUUUCAACUAUUACUCAGCUUUGUUUCCCUUCUCGUUUCAUUUCUUUAUGUCUGCAAAUAACAUUAUACAUAAGCAAAAAUACUCACUUCCAUGUUUUCUCGGUAUAAAAAUAGUUUAGCGACAGAUUUCCGUCAGAAACAUCUCUCAUCUCCCAUCUUCCUCUGUUUCCACUGAUCUGGUCAGAUCAUGUAUUCAUGAAGGAUCUCACAGUAUGCGUGCUGAUCUGAGACUUCUUUGAUUCAUAGUGAAGAUAAUAUAGUCACACUGCCUCAAGUCAUCCUAGAUCAGUAUUUCUGUUUUUAGAGAUUUCAUGAAUAUGGGUCAUGAACUAAGACUCUGCAGCUUUGACAAUCCAAACUCUGCUGUUUAACUGCGGGUGUGUUAGCCCUCUCUCCAGCUAGAACUGUAUGCCUUGCCAAUAAAGGAAAAACUCUUCACUCUU
This is a messenger RNA of Epinephelus moara (kelp grouper), 6267 nucleotides long. RefSeq names its product phosphodiesterase 4C, cAMP-specific a (gene pde4ca). Lineage: Eukaryota; Metazoa; Chordata; Actinopteri; Perciformes; Serranidae. Gene Ontology annotation, biological process: signal transduction. Gene Ontology annotation, cellular component: perinuclear region of cytoplasm; cytosol; nucleus. The coding region runs from base 1065 to 3230 and encodes 721 amino acids. The record is from RefSeq and is a predicted model, not a curated record. The transcript is spliced from 16 exons. Gene Ontology annotation, molecular function: 3',5'-cyclic-AMP phosphodiesterase activity.